AUGUCCCUUGCACCAUUGCGGAUGCUCCGGGCAGCGAGCAGGCUUCAGUUCCUGCCAGCAGAGAGGAGUUUCGCCACGAAGGUCGCUUUCGUGAAGAAGAUCUACUCCGACGGGAGCACCUGCCAGAAGUGCGACUUCGUCUGGAAGCAGAUUCAGAAGGACAACCUGGUUGAUAAGAUUGACCGCACCAUCGUCGCCGAUGAGCGGGACCCAUCGUCCGAGGGCAUUGUUCUGGCGCAAAAGCACAAGGUGCAGCGAGCACCUUUCUUCGUCGUCGUUGACGAUGCCAAGCCAGAGGAGGAGAAGAUCUACGACGUUUACUUCAAGCUCAAGAAGGAUGUCUUUGACCAGGAGUCGGGUGAGAAGGAAAAGAACGAGGAGAUCAUUCGAGGUAUGAUGAAGCAAGUCUUCUAG
Molecule: messenger RNA, 414 nt
Organism: Symbiodinium sp. CCMP2592
Lineage: Eukaryota; Dinophyceae; Suessiales; Symbiodiniaceae
Source: the annotation of a GenBank genome assembly